UCGCAUCCUGUGCAUCUCUCCUCAUCCCUCCUUCUCCUCCUCCUCUCUUGUUUUUUUUUUCUUUUUCUCCCCCUCAUGCAGACUCCACUGGACUGAUGUGCUCUGUCUGCUUUCUUCAUCUUGAGCACACUUAAAGGUCGAGCCCGGCAUCAUGACUUUUAAAUGACCAUCAUGCAAUAACAACAAUAACACGACUCGUCUCCACCAGGCAGCUCCACCACCAGCUCCAGCUCCACCACCAGGCAGCUCCACCAGCAGCAGCAGCAGCUUCACUUCUCUGAGUCCUCUUCAGGGAAAACUACCACCACCUGCCGACUCAUCUCUCACCAUAUGACCGUGUCGAAGAUGACAUGGCGUCCUCAGUACCGCAGCUCCAAGUUCCGCCACGUGUUUGGUAAGCCCGCCACCAAGGAGAGCUGCUAUGAUGGCGUGCCAAUCACACGCAGCGUCCAGGACAACAACUUCUGUGCUGUCAACCCACGUUUCCUGGCAGUCAUCACUGAGUGUGCCGGGGGAGGGGCGUUCCUGGUCCUGACUGUCAAUCAUACAGGUAAAGUGGACCCACACCACCCCAGGGUAUCGGGCCACAGAGGCAACGUGUUAGACGUCAAGUGGAAUCCAUUCAACGACUACUGCAUCGCCUCCUGCUCCGAGGACACGACGGUGAAAGUGUGGGAAAUCCCUCCACAUGGCGUUCUGAAGAACAUUACAGUACCAUGGAAAGAGCUCCAGGGUCACAGCCGCAGAGUGGGCCUCAUUGAGUGGCACCCGACUGCUAAGAACAUCCUCUUCAGUACGGCCUACGACUACCAGGUGAUGAUCUGGAACCUGGACUGUCCCGAGCAGGUGAUAAAGAACCCCGUGCGAACAAUCAGCCACCACACGGACGUCGUCCUCUCCAUGUCUUUCAACACAGAUGGCAGCCUCUUCGCCACCACUUGCAAGGACAGGAAGGUCCGACUCAUGGAGCCACGCUCAGGAAACAUACUUCAGGAAGCCAACUGCAAGACGCACAAAGCCGGCAAGGUGCUGAUCCUGGGUAACCUGAAGAUGCUCCUCACAACAGGCACUUCACGUUGGAAUGAUCGACAGAUGGCUCUGUGGGAUCUGGACGAUCUGUCUGUGCCUUUGUUACAAGAAAACCUGGACGGUUCUUCAGGAGUCAUUUUUCCUUUCUACGACCCUGACACACACAUGCUCUACGUUGCUGGAAAGGGUGAUGGAAAUAUGAGGUAUUAUGAGAUCAGCUCAGAAAAACCAUACAUACACUACCUAGCAGACUACCGCUCGCUCCUACCUCAGAAAGGAUUCGGUGUGAUGCCAAAGAGAGGUCUGGAUGUGAGCUCCUGCGAGGUGUUCAGGUUCUACAAACUGGUGACAAUCAAGAGCUUAAUUGAGCCUCUUUCCAUGAUCGUACCCCGCAGGUCGGAGUCAUACCAAGAAGACAUCUAUCCAAUGACGGCUGGUAACAAACCUGCUUUGACUGCAGAGGAGUGGCUCAGCGGCAUUGAUAAAGGCCCACUGCUCAUGUCUCUGAAGCCUGGAAGUCAAGUAGAAGAGUCGUAUUCAGAGAUGACCAAAGGGAUGGGAAACUCGCUGGACAGCCGCAGGUCUCAGAACAGACCGGGCAUGCUGCAGCUGGCGUACAUUCAGGGUCAACUGGGAACCAAAGACGGCAACGAGGACGGCAGCCUUAGAGCAGACGACAGGAGUCGGACACCCUUCAGCAACGGAGAAGAGCUCGCACUUUGCUCUCCCCCUAUGACGGAGAACGAGCUUCGUCUGAAGUUCCACAAGCAGCAGGAGGAGAUCCGACGGCUGAGGGAGCUCCUCAACCAGAGGGACGUGCGCGUCAAACAGCUGGAGCUCGAGAUUAAAAACAUCAAAAACUCCCAGAGUCCGAGCUCACUUUAAGACUUACCCGACCUGCAGAGUCACCGCCUCGUGGGAACACAUGCAUUACUGUACAAACCCCAUUUUUAAAUCGCCACACUCUUCUUAGGGUCCGCUUUUAUCUUUUAAUGAGCCCCCCAUCACCUCCACCUCCACCUCCACCCAACACUCACUGCACAGGGGUAAUUUGAAACUUUUUUUUCUCUGAAUCUAUCAGUCUGUCACGAGGUGCACAUAUUCUUUGUUCAUGUAAAUACACUCAAACACUGAGUCUUACCCAGCUGUAACAUGUUUUAAAACUCUUUGCACCUAUCGAACGUUACCAUAAUUCUUUUGUACGCUUCACAGCUAUGCAAGUUUAUUGUAAUUUUUACCUUUUUUUUUAUCAUUCUCUUUGUAGCAGAGAGAUAAAAGGAUGUUUGCGCCUGUCACGACUGAAUGAUGUGGUUGUCUGUGUGUUGUCUGAACGUUGUUGCAGGGUAGGCACAGACAUCCUGUGUGAUUGUACGAUAACGUUGGAUUUACUUUCUAUGCUUGGUGAUUGUUUUUGGUUUCUUUUCCCCCCCAAUAUUUAAACUACUGUAAGUGGAGAUGUGGUGUUUUAAUGUAUGCGUGCUUGAAUGAGAAUGAUCUAAUGAAUGACAAAAAAUGACAACCCCCCCGCUGUGUUCAUGCGAUCCAUUGAGCUGCAUUUUUGUUUUUAUUUUUUUGAAUGACUGGAAAAUUGGCAACAGAUAUCGUGUACGCCAAUUCUGUAACUGAUGCCAUGUAGCAGCUUUGAUCUUAAUUUUUAUAUUUAUUUUUUACAGUCAAAGAAAAUACCAUUUAAUCAAGUACUUGAAUUCGUAAUUGUAAUUUUUUUUUGGGGGGGGAUACAGCACGCAAACUGUUUUGAAAAUGGACGUCAUGACGUGGAGUCACUGUGAAGAAACUAUUAAAAAGCCAUUGUAGAGCCGCA
Molecule: messenger RNA, 2851 nt
Organism: Larimichthys crocea (large yellow croaker)
Lineage: Eukaryota; Metazoa; Chordata; Actinopteri; Sciaenidae
Gene: coro2aa
Product: coronin 2Aa
Exons: 12
Coding region: 331-1914 (527 amino acids)
Molecular function (GO): actin filament binding
Source: RefSeq, a predicted model, not a curated record